CCUACUGUGGGAGGCUGAGACAGGAGUUCUGAGCUCACAAGGGAUAAAGUUCAUCAGGUGUCCUCACUAAGUCUGGCACCAAUACGGUCACAGCCACAGACCAGAGAUUGUAGACGGAGUUGAAGCAAACUAGCUGACUGAAAAGCAAGGAAUUUCAUCUACAGCAGCAAAUUGAAUUAGGCCCUCAGGUGUUUCUGGCCUCAACUCCUGCCCAAGCCAUGGCUCCUGGGAUUCCCAUAUUCUGUCAUCCCCAACUCUGUCCUGACUGUGUUUCUCUUCUGCCGGGGAAGAGCUUCCUGACUCAGAAGGACACAUGUCAUGAGGAAUGGAAAGAGGAAAAGGGCUUCUCCCCAGACAAGAGAUCCCUCUGCUCAGAAAGCAAGGAGGAUGAGUAAGGACUUUUCCAGGCCCUCAGGCGUCCUGGCCCCAACCCCAGGCCCAGCCAUGGCUCCUGGGGAUUCCCCAGCCAUCCCCAUUCCCGUCCUGACUGUGCUGCUCUUCUCCUUUCUGGUGUUGUCCCCGGCCCGGGCUAUCGUAGUUUACACGGACAGGGAGGUCCAUGGCGAAGUAGGCUCCAAAGUGACACUGCACUGUUCCUUCUGGUCCACCGAGUGGAUCUCAGAUGACAUCUCCUUCACCUGGCGCUACCAGCCUGAGGGUGGCCGGGACGCCAUCUCGAUUUUCCACUACACCAAAGGCCAGCCCUACAUCGAUGAAGUGGGUGCCUUCAAGGAGAGGAUCCAAUGGGUUGGGGACCCUCGGUGGAAGGAUGGCUCUAUUGUCAUCCACAAUCUAGACUACAGUGACAAUGGCACCUUCACCUGCGAUGUAAAAAACCCACCUGACAUUGUUGGCAAGACUUCUCAGGUCACACUUUACGUCUUUGACAAAGUGCCCACCAGGUAUGGAGUGGUGCUCGGUGCUGUGAUCGGGGGUGUCCUGGGGCUGGUGCUGCUGCUGGUGCUUCUCUUCUAUUUGAUUCGAUACUGUUGGCUCAGGAGGCAAGCUGCUCUGCAGAGAAGGCUCAGUGCCAUGGAGAAGGGAAAGCUACACAAACCUGUCAAGGAUUCAACUAAACGAGGCCGGCAGACACCUGUUCUGUAUGCUAUGCUGGACCACAGCCGGAGCACCAAAGCAGCUAGUGAAAAGAAAAAAGGGCUUGGGGAGUCUCGCAAAGACAAGAAAUAGCGGUUAGCCGGCCGGGCAGGGGCCCGGGGGCCUGGGGCAGAGCCCUCCAAAGGCUCCCAAGUAGUGGUCAUUGAGAUGGAGCUCCGAGGGGAUGAGCCGGGCACUGAGCUCCGGCCUGCCGUCAAGUCCCCCAGUAGAACCAGCCUCAAGAACGCCCUCAAGACCAUGAUGGGCCUGGACUCAGACAAGUGACCACCCCCUCAGGCCCUGCCAGAACAUGGGGGCCUAGGUUCCCCCCCACCCCUGCCCAGUGCCCCCCAUCUCCGCCUAGUCUCUCUCUCUCUCUCUCCUCUCCUCCCUCCAACCCACCCCAAGGUGUAAGUUUCAUUCCAAGCCAUAGUCCCCAGGUACCUCACACUUCCCCUCCAACUCUGGCUCUCAGGGAGCCCAGCAGAGCCCGCUCUUCCCCCCUACCUACAACCCUAAUAAUGGCUGUGUGUUUGGUGCUGAGAAGAGAGGGGCCCCCAUUCCCACUCAGCCUGCCCCUCUCCCUCUACCCUCUUUUCCAAGACACAUCACCCAGCUCCCUCCUUUAGUUCCCCAUCUCCUAUCCCCAGCUAACGCCCUAGAUCAAGCUUUCCUAGGGGGUUGAUUUAGGGUUUUUAAAAAAAUAAUCUAUUUGCUAUUUUUUAUGUGUAUCCAUCCUACCCC
Molecule: messenger RNA, 1839 nt
Organism: Phascolarctos cinereus (koala)
Lineage: Eukaryota; Metazoa; Chordata; Mammalia; Diprotodontia; Phascolarctidae
Gene: MPZ
Product: myelin protein zero
Biological process (GO): myelination
Cellular component (GO): plasma membrane
Source: RefSeq, a predicted model, not a curated record